AUGAGAACCCGCAGAAGCAUCAUUCCGGACUCUGAGGACGGAUUCCUGAGCGCUACGUCAUUGAAAAGUUCCUCGCCGGUGCGUCAACUGGACCACAUACCAGUAGGCGGGUCCUCUCGUUCCAAGUCAGCGACCGCUAGCGUCAUCAAAGAUUCCGAAGUUGAAGGCUCCGACACCCUUGAUUUACCCGAUCCAGCGAAGAACCAGUAUGCAUCAGGACGCGUGAAAGUGGUCAUUCCUGCCCAAAAGGAUGAAUCCCCAGUGGAUUCGUCCCGAAGCUCUCUGGGGGUCCUGUCAGCCGACGGGGUGACUGGCUUCAACACGCCCGCCACCAGCGUGAGCGCUGCGGCAGAAACAGAUUCCAAUAAGCCCCGAGCACGGGUCAAUGCGUCAGCUCGCGCACAGCAACUGCGCACGAGUAGAAUGUCCCGAGCAACUCAAGGAGGAGUCAAAAGAUCGGUCGACGAGACGUCGCUCGAAGCUAUGGAUCGCUCGGCCUUGGACGCGGCGGUGGCUCUCGCCCUUCAAAUGGGGGAGUACGACCAGCCGCGGCCGAAAAGACGGAAGAUCGCUACAAGGUCUACUCGUGCAAACAUCAGCGCUAAAGGUAUCAACUUGGAUGAGUAUUCAGAUCUGGAAAGUCUGUCGGGUGACUCAGAUUUGUCUGAAUCUCCCCUCGAUCGCUUGUCUGAUCCUGAGGAUCUAACAAACUGGUGUCAAUCAGUUGACAGUGACACGGAUGAAGAUGAGGAUGAGGAUUUUGCUUUUCCCACGGAAAAUACUUCGGCAAGACGGGCUCCAAAUCGAGUUCCACCCACUCCUGUCUACGCAGAAUAUGAUGAGGAUGGUGAGGAGCUUCCGCCGACUUGGGAGGAGGAGCGGAAACUUCGCCGCAAACAAGCAGAUCGGAAGAAGUUGGAGAAGCAGCAUCCUACCAUCAGUACCAUGUGGGAUGACCUGAAGGCUCAGCCCAUAAUUGCUCCGAAGCAAGCGAAGCAACCAGAGUCUAUCACUCGCAAAUUGAAACCAUUCCAGCUUGAGGGCUUGAGAUGGAUGAUGGAACAAGAGAAGACUGCGUACCAUGGAGGUCUCUUGGGUGAUGAGAUGGGGAUGGGAAAGACCAUCCAGGCCGUUUCUUUGAUCAUGUCGGAUUACCCUCAACCUGAUCCGACCCUUGUCCUUGUGCCCCCGGUCGCUUUGAUGCAGUGGGUAUCUGAAAUCAAGGAAUACACCGAUGGUAAAUUGAAAGUCCUCGUUUACCAUGGCUCUGACUCGAAGGUCAGAAAGCUCACCCCUACUGAUAUUCGGAAAUAUGACGUGAUCAUGAUAUCCUACUCGAGUCUGGAAUCCAUGUUCCGAAAACAAGAGAAGGGCUGGGCUCGUACUGGUGGAGUUGUGAAAGAAGACAAAGGUGUCAUCCAUUCCAUUCACUAUCAUCGGCUUGUUCUCGACGAAGCUCAUAGCAUCAAGCAACGUACGACUGGAGUUGCCAAGGCCUGCUUUGCCCUGCAAGCUACUUACAAAUGGUGUCUAUCUGGCACUCCGGUACAGAAUCGAAUCGGCGAGUUUUUCUCUCUGCUUCGAUUCCUUCAAGUCCGCCCGUUUGCAUGCUAUUUCUGUAAGCAGUGCAAUUGCCAGCAGCUUCAGUGGACUGCAAACAAACAGGGCCGUUGUACGGAAUGCAAUCACACUGGUUUCAAUCAUAUCUCGAUUUUCAACAAGGAAAUCCUCAAUCCAAUCACGGAAGGGAGAACCCAGGAAGAGCGAAAAUCAGGAUUGACGAAGCUUCGUCUCAUCACGGACCACAUUAUGCUGCGCCGGAUGAAGCAGGAGCAUACGUCGUCAAUGGAACUCCCACCGAAGCGUAUCAUCAUACGUAAUGAAUUUUUCGGUGAGAUCGAACAUGAUUUCUCACGCAGCAUUAUGACCAAUUCGACUCGAAAGUUUGACACCUAUGUCAGUCAAGGUGUCAUGCUGAACAAUUACGCGAAUAUCUUUGGUUUGAUUAUGCAAAUGCGGCAAGUGGCAAAUCACCCCGAUCUUAUUCUAAAGAAGCAUGUUCAGCCGGGAUUCAACGUCCUUGUUUGUCGAGUUUGUGAUGAGCCUGCUGAAGACGCUAUUCGAUCUCGCUGUCGACACGAGUUCUGUCGUAAGUGCGUCAAGGAUUAUAUCCAGUCCUUUGACGAGAUCACGACGGUGGAUUGCCCGCAAUGUCAUAUUGCACUUUCAAUCGACCUCGAGCAACCUACCAUCGAACAGGCUGAAGAGUCCGUUAAGAAGAACUCUAUCAUCAAUCGUAUUCAUAUGGAAGAUUGGACCUCUUCGACCAAGAUUGAAACCCUGGUCUACGAACUUUACCAACAGCGGAACAAGAGUCAUACCCCGAAGUCGAUUAUCUUUUCGCAAUUUACCUCGAUGCUACAGCUUGUGGAGUGGCGUCUACGUCAUGCAGGGUUCAACACAGUCAUGCUGGAUGGAACGAUGACCCCCGCACAGAGACAGAAGUCAAUCGAGCACUUCAUGAAAAACGCUGACGUGGAAGUGUUUCUUGUUUCUCUGAAAGCCGGUGGUGUGGCCCUGAACCUGACCGAGGCGUCCCGAGUGUUCAUUGUCGAUCCAUGGUGGAACCCUGCAGCCGAAUGGCAAAGUGCCGAUCGCAGUCAUCGCAUUGGUCAGCAACGGCCCUGUGUGAUCACUCGGCUCAGCAUCGAAGACUCGGUCGAGUCCCGAAUUGUUCAAUUACAGGAGAAAAAGGCCAACCUCAUUCGAGGCACGAUCAAUAAGGAUCAAGAUCAGGCCCUUGAGAAACUUACCCCUGAAGACAUGCAAUUUCUCUUUCGGGGUACGUAA
Messenger RNA from Penicillium longicatenatum, 2850 nucleotides. Its product is annotated as DNA repair protein RAD16. The transcript has 10 exons. Gene Ontology annotation, molecular function: metal ion binding; ATP-dependent chromatin remodeler activity; ATP binding. Lineage: Eukaryota; Fungi; Ascomycota; Eurotiomycetes; Eurotiales; Aspergillaceae. The record is from RefSeq and is a predicted model, not a curated record. Bases 1 to 2850 code for a protein of 949 amino acids.